AUGAGAGGGGCUGACUCUGGACCCCCCCCCUGUCCCAGGGAAGAGAAGGAUCGAAGUAUGAGCAUGAAGGUGUGUCAAGAGAACAAGAUCCGUGGGAACAGGCCGGAGGGACUGGAGGGACCAGAGGGGCUGGAGAGGUUAGAGGGACCAGAGGGGCUGGAGAGGUUAGAGGGACCAGAGGAGCUGGAGAGGCUGGAGGGACCAGAGGGGCUGGAGGAACCAGAGAGGCUGGAGGGACCAGAGUGGCUGGAGAGGCUGGAGGGACCAGAGGGGCCGGAGGGACUGGAGGGACCAGAGGGGCUGGAGAGGCUGGAGGGACCAGAGGGACCAGAGGGGCUGGAGGGACCAGAGGGGCUGGAGGGACCAGAGGGGCUGGAGAGGCUAGAGGGACCAGAGGGACCAGAGGGGCUGGAGGGGCCGGAGGGACCGGAGGGACCGGAGUCUCUGUUUUGGUUUGGCUGUUGCAGCAGGACCACUUCAGGGACGAGCGUCUGUGGGAAACCAGGGCGUCCUCAGAGAAUCCGCCUGAAAGUCUUUUCUGACACAUGGUCUGAGGUCAGGGCCCGAGGUCAGGGUCUGAGGUCAGGGUCUGAGGUCAGGGCCCGAGGUCAGGGUCUGAGGUCAGGGUCUGAGGUCAGGGUCCGAGGUCAGGGCCCGAGGUCAGGGCCUGAGAUGGAGCAGUUGUCAGACGAGGAGGUGGAGCUGAGGGAGGAAGAUGGAGACGAGGAGGAGGACAGUGACAAAGAAGAUCAAGACCUGGACAAGAUGUUUGGAGCCUGGUUAGGAGAGCUCGAUAAACUCACACAGAGCCUGGACGAUGGGCGCCCGACAGAGCGGCCCAAGCAGCAGAAGGCGCCACUGAGGCAGGAGACCAACAUGGCCAACUUCUCCUACAGAUUCUCCAUAUACAACAUCAAUGAGGCCUUAAACCAGGGAGAGAACGUGGACCUGGAUGCUCUCAUGGCCGACCUCUCGUCCAUUGAAAAUGAGCUCAACACGAUCAACACUAAACCCGGCGCCGGGGGCUUGGCCCGGCUCGGACUCACAGACACUAAGGUGCGGCAGAAGCCUCCCGCAGGCCGCAGUAGCAGCAGGCAGCCAGCAGGGGGCGGCGGCAUAAACAGUGUGAGCGGAGGAGGCACCAGCAGCGGCGCGAGCAGCAGCAGCAGCAGCACCCGAGCAUCACCCGCGGGAACCAUCCGAGCCGCCCCAGGGCAUCAUGGGAGACCGGCACUGGCUUCAAACUUCAGUCUGGAUGACAUCACCGCUCAGCUGGAGAAGGCGUCUCUGAGUAUGGAUGAGGCGGCGCGGCAGACGUCCUCUCACUCAUUGAGCUCCGCCUCCUCCUGUAGCUCCGCCCCUUUGCGGCGGCCCGGCUCAUCGACACGCCAGCACCGACGCACCGGCUCUGUGGGCACGGUCAGCGAGCACGAGGUGUGUUCGUUUGUCCAGUCCGCCCGCUCGUCCGUCACGUCAGCGUCCGGCGUGUCGGUGAACUCCGCCUCCUCCAUGGACUCUCUGGACAGUGUUCUCCGAAAUGAAGACGGUCAGAACUCAAAGGGUCCAGAAGAGGGCGCCAGUCACAGCAGCACGGAGCACUCGUAUCUGGACAGGGAAACCUCACUGAUUCUGAAAAACAUAGCAGGAAAGCCCACGCACCUCCUGACCAAGGUGACCCACAAUCACGGCCGCUCCUCUGGCUUUGCAUCCGUGUGUGCAUGA
Molecule: messenger RNA, 1722 nt
Organism: Knipowitschia caucasica
Lineage: Eukaryota; Metazoa; Chordata; Actinopteri; Gobiiformes; Gobiidae
Source: the annotation of a GenBank genome assembly